Molecule: messenger RNA, 1278 nt
Organism: Aspergillus uvarum CBS 121591
Lineage: Eukaryota; Fungi; Ascomycota; Eurotiomycetes; Eurotiales; Aspergillaceae
Exons: 7
Coding region: 1-1278 (425 amino acids)
Source: RefSeq, a predicted model, not a curated record
AUGCCACGCAUCAAACGAAGGACCAAGGACGAAGAUUUGACCCGCGUCCGCAACAACCAGCGUCGCUGCCGACAGCGUAAACGCGACUAUGUGACGGAUUUCAAGCGAAGGCUGGCAUCUUUGGAGGAUGUCACGUCGCGGGAGAUCCGGAGACUGCAGUCUCUGACGAUUAAGCUGCUCCAGGAGAGCGAACGGCUCCAGGCCUUCCUCGAUGAUUCUUUGGACGUUGACGACAUGGUACCCAAACUCCGGGGUCCUGGUAUGAAGAACGACACUCUGAACGCGCGCACCGCCUCCGACACACACGCCCACACAUUACCUCCUUGCCCACCAUCUCCGUCAGAGAUCAUAUCUAAUGCGUGUGGGAAGUGCGUAAGACCAACCGAGACCACGAGCCCGGAUGAUACAGCCCCAGUUCGCUUCUCCUAUCUAUCAUCCUCUGCGUUCACCGAGCAAGUCGAUGGUAUCUCGCUGUUAGAUACAGGCUAUCUCCCAUUACCCCCAGAAGUCGCCCCGGCUCCUGGAUCUAGGCUCCUCCCUGAGCAGCGCAUCCCCGGAAUGGCAUUGCAAACAGUGUCCCCAAAGGACAAUGAGAAAAACACGACCGUGUGCACAGUGGCCCUCGAGCUGGUCAUGAGUUGCAACACGAAAUAUCUCAGUAUCUCCGAGCUGGAUCUGCGUCUGCGGGCCGAAUAUCGAAGCGCGCGGUUCCAAUGGGAGGGCUGCCGAGUUAAUAAUCAGGUCUUGUUUGCUGUUCUUGCGGAGUUCCUGUCAGAAGAGUGCAGACAAUCAUGUAAUGGUAAUCAAGGCACGUUCUUUGAUCGUGUCUGGUUCAACCGUGCGACAUUAUGGAAGUCACGAGAUGAUGGUAUAAACCUUGUCCAUGUGAAAAUGCCCAUCUAUUUGGAUUGUUCUGCCGCCCAUCUUACUUUACUUCCUCCUUCCCCUCCACGAAACGCGAGUUGUGUCGAGUGGCACGCGUUACCAGUAUUAGUUCCGAAGCUUAGACGACCUAUCCAAGGCCUUAAACUCGAUAACGGUGGAGAUGCUGCUCUCAUUGUGGAUACUAAGUGCAUCGCACAAAUAGAUUAUCCUCUGGAUAUCCACCUGAUUGGUCACGAGGAAGGCACAUGCUGUCUGACCGGCGACCACUCUGGCGUGGUCGGAGAGCACUUGGACGGCAUCGUGCUCGUCCAGUCUGCCAAAGAUCCAUCUGACAGUUUACGAGCAAUCGCCACAGUGCUUCCAGACCGCAGUACCCAGCCGCAGCACGACUGA